Suhomyces tanzawaensis NRRL Y-17324 is the source of this 2691-nucleotide messenger RNA. It is a transcript of the gene GPH1, whose product is annotated as glycogen phosphorylase. The record is from RefSeq and is a predicted model, not a curated record. Gene Ontology annotation, molecular function: pyridoxal phosphate binding; glycogen phosphorylase activity. The transcript has a single exon. The coding region runs from base 1 to 2691 and encodes 896 amino acids. Gene Ontology annotation, biological process: glycogen catabolic process. Lineage: Eukaryota; Fungi; Ascomycota; Pichiomycetes; Serinales; Debaryomycetaceae. Gene Ontology annotation, cellular component: cytoplasm.
AUGAGUGACUACUUGACUCCUGCGGAGUUGCCACAACCCAAGCUCAAAAGAACCAACACCGGCUUCACCCCCAACCAGAUCAUUGCCCUCGAUGCUGCCAUUCCUGAGGGCGCUAAACACAUCUGGGCCAAGUAUUCGCAAUUGAAGCCAUUGAACGGCAACCACCACGGCCAGGACUUGGAGUCCAAGUUGGUCCACGACAGAGGAGCGUUUGAGGAGUCGUUUGUGCGCCACGUGGAGACCACGUUGGCCAGAAACAUGUACAACUGUGACAAUUUGGCUGCGUACCAGGCAGCCUCGUCCACCGUCAGAGACGCUUUGUUGGUGGACUGGGCCAACACCCAGCAGAAACAGACGGUGCACAACGGAAAGCGUGUGUACUACUUGUCGUUGGAGUUUUUGAUGGGUAGGGCCAUGGACAACGCCUUGAUCAACUUGAAGGGCAGGGACAAUGCUGCCGCGGCGUUGUCGGACUUGGGAUUCAACUUGGAGGACGUGUUGGAUCAGGAACCGGACGCUGCAUUGGGUAACGGUGGUUUGGGUAGAUUAGCUGCGUGCUUCGUCGACUCCCUCUCCUCCAAGAACUACUCGGGCUGGGGGUACGGCUUGAACUACCAGUACGGAAUCUUCAAGCAAAAGAUCAUCGACGGCUACCAGGUGGAAACCCCAGACUACUGGUUGAAGUACUCGAAUCCCUGGGAAAUCGACAGAAAGGAAAUCCAAAUCCCCGUGGACUUCUACGGCCAUGUAUACGAGGACUACGACCCCAACUCGGGCAAGCCAAAGAAGAUCUGGAGUGGAGGUGAGCGUGUCUUGGCAGUUGCUGCCGAUUUCCCUAUUCCAGGCUACAACACUGAUAACACCAACAACUUGAGAUUAUGGAACGCCAAGCCUACCCACGAAUUCGAUUUCACCAAGUUUAACGCUGGUGACUACCAGCAAUCCGUUGGUGCGCAACAAAGAGCAGAAUCCAUCACCGCAGUCUUGUAUCCAAACGAUAACUUUUACAGCGGUAAAGAAUUGAGAUUGAAGCAACAAUACUUCUGGGUUGCUGCUUCGUUGCACGAUAUCGUUAGAAGAUUUAAAAAGACCAACAAGAGCCAAUGGGAAAAGUUCCCAGAGCAAGUUGCCAUCCAGUUGAAUGAUACCCAUCCAACUUUGGCUAUCGUUGAAUUGCAAAGAGUUCUUGUUGAUUUAGAAGGCUUGGAAUGGGACCACGCCUGGUCUAUCGUGACCAGAGUCUUUGCCUACACCAACCAUACUGUUAUGACAGAGGCGUUAGAAAAGUGGCCAGUUGAUUUGGUAGGAAGAUUGUUGCCACGUCAUUUGGAGAUCAUUUACGACAUCAACUUCUUCUUCUUGAAGGAUGUUGAGCACAAAUUCCCGGAUGACCGUGAUAUUUUGGGUAGAGUUUCUAUCAUAGAAGAAGGCAACGAAAAAUCUGUCAGAAUGGCCUAUUUGGCAAUCAUUGGUUCCCACAAGGUCAAUGGUGUUGCUGAAUUACACUCGGAAUUGAUUCAAACCACAAUCUUCAAAGAUUUCGUUAGAGUUUUUGGCAAGGAUAGAUUCACCAAUGUUACCAAUGGUAUCACCCCAAGAAGAUGGUUAAGACAGGCUAAUCCACAGUUGGCUAAACUCAUCAGUGAGAAAUUGAAUGAUCCUAACUACGAGUACUUGACCAACUUAGGGAACUUGAAAAAGUUGGAGAAGUUCAUUGACGAUGAUGAAUUCUUGACCAAGUGGGAUGCUAUUAAGUUCCACAACAAGCGUAGAUUGACAGCCUUAGUGAAGGAGGAGACUGGUAUCGAGUUGGACCCAACUGUUUUGUUUGAUGUCCAAGUGAAGAGAAUUCACGAGUACAAGAGACAGCAGUUGAACAUUUUUGCUGUGAUUUACCGUUACUUGAGAAUCAAGGAAUUAUUGGCAUCCGGUGUCUCGAUUGAUGAAAUCAAAUUGAAGCACUACAUUUCCAAGGCUUCGAUCUUCGGUGGUAAAGCGGCACCAGGAUACUACAUGGCUAAAACUAUUAUCCACUUGAUCAACAAAGUUGGUGAUGUUGUCAAUAACGAUCCAGAAAUUGGAAACUUGUUGAAGGUGGUCUUCAUUCCAGAUUACAAUGUUUCCAAGGCUGAAAUCAUCACCCCAGCUUCUGAUUUAUCCAACCAUAUUUCUACUGCCGGUACCGAAGCUUCUGGUACCUCCAACAUGAAGUUUGCUUUGAAUGGUGGUUUAAUCAUUGGUACUGUCGACGGUGCUAAUGUUGAAAUCACUCGUGAAAUCGGCGAGGACAACAUCUUCUUGUUCGGUAACUUGUCAGAAUCCGUGGAAGAGAUUAGACACAAACACAUCUACGAAGGCGUCCAGAUUCCAGAAACCUUGCAAAAGGUAUUCGACUCCAUCGAGUCUGGCGCGUUUGGCAACCCAGAAGAAUACAAGGUGUUGCUUGAUGGUAUCAGAUACCACGGCGACCACUACUUGGUCAGCGACGACUUUGACUUAUUUUUGGAUGCCCACAUCAAGCUUGAAAAGGUGUUUGGACACCACGGAGGAGACGCUUCGGACAAGGACCACUUGCACAGAUGGGUAAAGAAGUCUGUGUUAAGUGUGGCCAACAUGGGCUUCUUCAGCAGUGACAGAUGUAUUGACGAGUACGCCGAGAACAUUUGGAACAUCGAGCCUUUGAACCAAUAG